This is a messenger RNA of Lytechinus variegatus (green sea urchin), 957 nucleotides long. Its product is annotated as fibronectin-like. The record is from RefSeq and is a predicted model, not a curated record. NCBI's taxonomy places the organism in Eukaryota, Metazoa, Echinodermata, Echinoidea, Temnopleuroida, Toxopneustidae. Gene Ontology annotation, molecular function: protein binding. Bases 283 to 957 code for a protein of 224 amino acids. The transcript is spliced from 6 exons.
UUCAUCCUCGUUUCGCGACGUGUUUGCAUAGUGUUUUCGGGGGCGUGCCCGACUCAUUUUGUCUUUAUUUCAUCACGAUGCUAUUACGUAAGCAGCAUGGCUGUCGAAGGGCUCGAGGCCUACACGUAAUGUAAUGGUCUUUAUUCCGGGGCAACGCUGGCCGUUUUUCAGACGGAUGCUGAGAAAAAGAACGUAGCAGCGGGUUUGAGCUUAACGAAUGGAACACGUUAUCUGAUUGGCCCACAUCCUGCAUGUGAAAGCGGCUGCUAUACGAUUCGACCAAUGGCAACCCUGGAAACACCACUCAUCGGGCUAAUCUCAUGUGAAACCUUUCUUCAGUUUAUCUGUGAAGCACCUAUCAUCUAUGACGUUCCUGAUGACGUGACCAUUUUCACAACAACCAGCGACUCCACAUCCAUCACUGCACAAUGGUCCUACUCUUCUUCAUCCACAUCCUACACGGGUUUCAGAGUAACUGCGACGCCCUCUACGGGUGCCCAACAAUCUACCGUGAAUGUUAAUUCUUCCGAGUUAUCCGCAACGUUGAGCGACCUUUAUUCCGGGACGGUGUACAAUGUGACUGUUUAUGUUCUUAAUGAAGAUCAGAUUAGCACAGGAGUGUCAAUGGAUUCAUUCACAUAUCCCGGAUAUGUGCCCUGCCUCUUGGCGACCAAUGUCGGAAAGGAUAUAACGAUAUCGUGGUCAAGUGCCGCUGGCGAGGUCCAUGGUUACCGCGUCUGGGCUUACGUCACAGAGAAGACCCAGGAGGACCAAGAGACAGGUGACCCGACCACCCUAUCGCAUACCUUUACCGGAAAGGACAAGAAGACCUAUGCCAUUGACAUCUACAGUUACGUCUGGGUCAACGGUGUACAGUACUGGAGCUUUCCCAUAGAAGCAGAUUUUUAUCUAGAUAAGAAUGAACAAAACGAAGUGAACGUAGGGUCUUAUCCGUGA